AUGGCUCCACUACCGCUGCACCCAACAGUCCCGGCCAUGACGUCGGUGCUCGCAUCCUCGCAAGAUAGACCCGCCAUCGACGAUGAAGACAGGCCCAUCGAGGUGCUGUUCACCGGGUUCGGGCCCUUCUCGAGUUUCCAGCACAACCCCUCCUGGCUGGCCGUCAAACCGCUGCACGGCCUUACCCUACGCGGAAGCACCUUCCCCGCAAUGGGCAGCACCUCGACGACGACAGCGGCGCAGCAUCAGGCCAAUGACAUGCGUACGGACAAGAAGCGCAAGGCCGUCCACCUGCAGGCGAUCCAGAUCCCCGUCGCGUACUCGGCCGUGCUCGACACCGUGCCGCGUAUCCACAACAACACGCCGCGUCUCCCGCCACCCACGGCCGAGCCGUGGCUCGACCCCGCCGGCGCGCACGAUGGCAGCGCUGGCGAUGGCCGCUCCUUCCCACACGGCUACCGCGGCCUACAGCAUGUGCCGCGGUCGCACCGCAGGCAGCAGCAGCAGCGUAGUGAUGACGAUGACCGUACAGGUGGGCGUGGAGGGGGGGAAGGUGACGGCGGCUACGAUGUCGUCAUCCACGUCGGCGUCGGGCGCUCCGGGUUCAUGCGCUUAGAGACCCGGGCGCACAAGAGCGGGUACCGGUUCCGUGAUAGGAGAAAUGCCCUCGCGCCGUUCGUCUACGGCGACCAGGCGGCCGUGGUCGCGGUGUCGGCGGACUCUGGUGGGUUUGGCAGGGAAGUUACGCAGCCUUGGACUCCAAUGCAGCGGUAUGAGAUGGAGCGAUUGAAUCCGCAGCAGAAGGGCGAUGAACCUGCUUCAUUUUCUUCAUUGACAUGUGCGACAGCGAGAACGAUAAGCAAAGCACCCGAAGGCGAGGGGAGCGAGGACGAGCUUGAGCCCGAGCCCGAGCCGGCGCACGCACUUCGGCGCGGCUUCCCCGCUUCCGCGUACCCCACUAGCGAAAGCUUCCGCGACGAAGAGCGGCCCAACGGGGCCCCAGACUGCGCGGCGGACCGUCCCGUCGACGUGCAGGCGCUCAUGAACCAUCUGCGCGCCGUGCUCCCGCGCAUACCGCCCGCGCUGCUGGAGACGCACGCGCAGGUGCAGGCGAAAGGGCAAAGGCACGAUCAAGGCCAGUUACGACACGGCAGUAGUGCGCACGCACCAUUGCAGCAGCCGGCGGAGCAUAUGCGGCAGUUUGGAUAUACAUCACAGCCAAUGCUGCAGGAGCAGGAGCAACAGCAGGCACAAGCUCGAGCGAAAACCCAAGAAGCCGUCCCAGUGAGCCUCAGCGCUGACGCAGGUCUCUUCCUAUGCGAGUACAUCUUUUAUGCCUCCCUGGCGGAGAGCAAGCGUGCAGCAGGGCAGGCUGGUUGUCGCCAUGAGGUAGCAGCCAUGGAUGAAGGACCGGAGGGCCUAGGGAGGGGUGAGGCAUGGCGAAGGAAACGCACGAAAGUCCUGUUCGUGCAUUGUCCGCCUGUAGGACAGUACAUGAGCUCGGAAGAGGUGCGCGCAGUGCUGCAGGAAAUUGCAUGGUGGGUUGCUGUGCACGACUGA
Molecule: messenger RNA, 1560 nt
Organism: Tilletiaria anomala UBC 951
Lineage: Eukaryota; Fungi; Basidiomycota; Exobasidiomycetes; Georgefischeriales; Tilletiariaceae
Exons: 2
Coding region: 1-1560 (519 amino acids)
Biological process (GO): proteolysis
Source: RefSeq, a predicted model, not a curated record